AUCCAGUACUACACCUGCGACGAAUGAAGGCAGUGCCAGGUUCCAGCAAAUGAUCUCGUUACGAUACAUCAACAGCGACACCUCCUCUUCUCUACAUCGAAAUGAUCUGUCCAUUACGCGCAAACCCCCCCUAUUAGCAAAAGCCCUCGGUCCUUGGCAAGGCUUCUUCUCCCGUCCAUUAUUUGAAUGGGCAGACUGGCAGAUUAUCUGGUGGGGGGAACGGCAGACAUCGCUUCCGCAAUGCAACGAAUCGCAACCGAAUCCGGGGGGCACAUGUGACUUCGUUUAAUGCUGGAACGCAUUCACGAUCCUCGACGCACAUUCUGCUUGUCGGCCAUCGAGAUGAUGCAUGGUUUCUUGUCGCUCGGGGAUGGAAGUCCAGAAGACUUCGCUCCCACGACUCCAUUCCUGCACAGUGCCGUCACUGCGGCUUACCUCCGUAUGCGCUGGCGCCAUGCACCCUCGCCGCCGGCGCGCGGGCUUCAGCAAGAACGUGGGCGUUCGCGUGUCAUGUGUCGUGUGGCUUUUCAAAAAAACAAACAUCUCAAUCCUCAUGCCUGCUGGGAAUACACGGAGUCCGAGACUCAGGCUGCACCGCUUGAUAUGGAAGAUGUGUGGGAUGUAGUGCACAUACCAGUCUAUUUCAUGGACCAAAUAGACGCAGUCGUGCAUCGCGACUUGGCUGCCCGAACAAGCUCAGGACUCAAGCUCUCCUGGGCAGGACAGAAGCAGGGGAUUCGUCUUGGCUAUGGCUUGUUUGCCGGCUUGUCAAACACCGCAUAGUACUACAGUAUGUAUGUCAUCACUUCCAUCUGCGACUUUUCUUUGCACAAUACUGGGCGCGGAGAGAAAGAAGGACGUUUCAUGCUGUGCUCUGCCAACGCAAUCGCUCGGUCGAUGGCUGGCAAAGAGACAUAGCUACUGCGCGACUAUCGGCUCUCCUCUGUCCUGACCUAACGGGCGGCACAGACAAUGGACGGAUCAGUCCUAAUCUUAUUCCCACGCCAGAUUCUCCCACCGCAAUUUCCGCGCAACCUCGUCCGUUGAUAUGUUUCGUCUCCAUGCGAUGACCACAACAUGGUAUGCAAAGCGAGCAGUGUAAGCGAAACAUCAACCUGCCCUGCAUGUGGAAUGAUGCGCAAAUCAAUCGCAUUUCAAAUAUUGCGAAGAUCGUGCGUUUCGAUGACGGCCACGCCCUGCAUCUAAUACGACGUCGAGUGUCAGUGCGAGUAGUUCAUGCGAAA
Molecule: messenger RNA, 1244 nt
Organism: Dissoconium aciculare CBS 342.82
Lineage: Eukaryota; Fungi; Ascomycota; Dothideomycetes; Mycosphaerellales; Dissoconiaceae
Exons: 2
Coding region: 289-783 (164 amino acids)
Source: RefSeq, a predicted model, not a curated record